ACGUCCCCAUCUCAAAGACCCAAAUCCAAUCCUAUUUGGACUUAAAACAGUGUGCUUCACAAUGGCUGCCGCUGUGUCAUCUGAGCUCUCUCUCACACAAUCCAAGCUCCUAUCUUUCUCACCCAGACCCCUUCAAAUCGCUCGUCCGACUUUGGUCUCUCUCCCCACCUCGAAACUGCAAUCUGGUCUCAAACUGCAAAAUGGGUUCGCUGCCAAAGCUUCCAUGCAUGUCACAGAGACCAAUUUGAAGCCUUCAGUUUCUGAAAAGAAGGCCAACAGCCCCAUCAUUGUCAUCGACAACUAUGACAGCUUCACCUACAAUCUCUGUCAGUAUAUGGGAGAGCUCGGAUGUCUUUUUGAAGUGUAUCGUAACGAUGAACUAACUGUUGAGGCAUUGAAAAAGAAAAACCCCAGAGGCAUCUUAAUUUCACCUGGGCCAGGUGCACCCCAAGAUUCUGGAAUAUCGUUGCAAACUGUGUUGGAGUUAGGACCCAUUGUCCCCUUAUUUGGUGUGUGUAUGGGUCUACAGUGCAUUGGGGAGGCUUUUGGAGGGAAGAUUGUUCGUUCUCCUUAUGGUGUUAUGCAUGGCAAAAGCUCCCCCGUUUAUUAUAAUGAGAAGGAGGAAGACAGCUUGUUUGCUGGACUAUCAAACCCUUUCACUGCUGGCAGGUAUCACAGUCUUGUUAUAGAAAAAGACAGUUUUCCUAGUGAAGAACUUGAGAUUACCGCCUGGACUGAGGACGGGCUGAUAAUGGCUGCUCGUCAUAAGAAAUAUAGGUACCUUCAGGGAGUUCAGUUCCAUCCUGAAAGUAUCAUAACUUUAGAAGGGAAAACCAUUGUCCGCAACUUUGUCAAACUAAUUGAGAAAAGCGAGUCUGCAACUGAGAAUUAGUUAUAGGCUUGGUUUUAUUUUUAGUGUAAUGUAAUGUAUCAAAUCAGUAGAUACAUCAUCCUCCCUCCUGUCAGGUCUCUUGUAUCGGAUCACAUGUAGUAUUUCAACUAUAUUUUCUAUCCUUAUCUUGUAUCGGCUCUUGUAUCGGAUCACAGGUUUUAUUUCAACUAUAUUAUCAAUCCUUCUCUAGUAUCGGAUCA
This is a messenger RNA of Argentina anserina (silverweed cinquefoil), 1092 nucleotides long. Its product is annotated as anthranilate synthase beta subunit 1, chloroplastic-like. The record is from RefSeq and is a predicted model, not a curated record. Gene Ontology annotation, biological process: L-tryptophan biosynthetic process. The transcript has 8 exons. Lineage: Eukaryota; Viridiplantae; Streptophyta; Magnoliopsida; Rosales; Rosaceae. Gene Ontology annotation, cellular component: cytosol. The coding region runs from base 62 to 892 and encodes 276 amino acids. Gene Ontology annotation, molecular function: anthranilate synthase activity.